This is a messenger RNA of Lithohypha guttulata, 1173 nucleotides long. RefSeq names its product 3-methyladenine DNA glycosylase (gene MAG1). The transcript has 2 exons. Gene Ontology annotation, molecular function: alkylated DNA binding; DNA-7-methylguanine glycosylase activity; DNA-3-methyladenine glycosylase activity. Gene Ontology annotation, cellular component: protein-DNA complex; nucleus. The coding region runs from base 1 to 1173 and encodes 390 amino acids. The record is from RefSeq and is a predicted model, not a curated record. Gene Ontology annotation, biological process: base-excision repair; base-excision repair, AP site formation; DNA alkylation repair. Lineage: Eukaryota; Fungi; Ascomycota; Eurotiomycetes; Chaetothyriales; Trichomeriaceae.
AUGUCCUUACGCAGGUCAUCUCGGCUUGUUGGUCAACCGACGGCUCUGAACAAUGCUCAAACCACGUCCACAUUGGCCACAGUUUCCGCAUCGAGCAAGAAGCGCAAUGCCACAAAGAAUACUCCUGAAAAACCAAAAAAGAGACCGAAAGUCUCUGCUUCUCAAGCUAACGAAGUUGAGGUGUUCAAGAAGCCUGAAGGUCCUGUAACACCAGCAAAAUCUCAUCCAACCUUUCGAGGAAGCAAAGUCCCGAAAGCACCACCUCAGACGCCAACACCAUCACUUAUUAAUAUCAUACGAGCGCCAUACAGUACUGGUGACAUUGACGAUCCAACGCCUCCGCCACGGGACCGUCUAGUUGAUCCUCAUCUCACCAGCGCCACUUUAGUUACCCCAGGCGGCACCAAAGCCACGAACUUUCCAAGACCUGUGAACGGUAUCGAUGUAGAGGUGAGCCCCACGAAGCAGCCAACUACCACGGGUACUUUGUUAGAAAAAGCUCAAGCUCAUCUCAUCUCUGUUGAUCCACGGUUCGAGAAAGUGAUAUCCAAGCACCAGUGCCUGAUUUUUAGUCCCGAAGGCCUGGCUGAGAAAAUUGACCCUUUUCGAUCAUUGACUAGCGGUAUAUGUGGCCAGCAAGUCUCGAGCGCUGCAGCAAGUGCCAUCAAGAACAAGUUCGUGGCUUUGUUCAAUGAGUGUAAUGAUGGUGUUCAUGUUUGGCCUACACCGGCUCAGGUCGCCGAAACGGGUAUAGAAAAGCUACGAACGGCGGGUUUGAGUCAGCGGAAGGCAGAAUAUAUACAAGGCUUGGCCGAGAAAUUCGUUUCUGGUGAACUGUCAACGACCAUGCUCCUCAAGGCGAGCGACGAAGAGGUGAUGGAGAAGCUCAUAGCGGUCCGCGGACUCGGGAAAUGGUCUGUUGAGAUGUUCGCAACGUUCGCACUAAAAAGGAUGGACAUUCUCUCUACCGGUGAUCUGGGUGUGCAACGUGGUAUGGCAGCCUGGUUUGGAAAGGACGUGGCUAAACUCAAGAGCAAAGGAGGAGGGAAAUGGAAGUAUAUGAGCGAGCAGGAUAUGCUGGAGAAGAGUGAGCCAUAUGCUCCAUAUCGCAGUUUGUUCAUGUGGUACAUGUGGAGAGUUGCCGAUGUCGAUACGGCUGUUCUGGACGGCUAG